AUGGCCGAGACCACUCCUACGCCGCAGCCAGCUUCGGCAUUUACCUCAACGCCGCUGCCCCGCGUCGCAAUCCAGUUCUGCACUCAGUGUAAGUGGAUGCUCCGAGCAGCAUAUUUCGCCCAAGAGCUCCUAUCGACUUUCUCAACCUCUAUCGGCGAGGUUGCCCUCCAACCCUCCACAGGCGGCACAUUCACUGUGACACUAACCCACCAACCCCCCGGCGCGACAACGACCUCGACCACGAUUCUCUGGGACCGCAAGACCGAAGGAGGCUUCCCCGAGACCAAGGAGCUCAAGCGCCGUCUCCGCGACGUCAUCCAACCCGACAGAGAUCUCGGCCACGUCGACCGGAAACACUCCAAGCCCACGACGGCGGCAGCAGACACUGCAGCACCGUCAACGACGACGAAGACGACAACGGCCAUCGCAUCCGAAUCCUCCGCGCAACCCCCGACCCCAGCCUCAGACGCACUUGCCACGGCGCCGACAAUGACGAUGCCCUCCUCCGCCGCCGCUCCAGACCUCGUCUCCCAACUCAAGAAACACCCAGCCAACGCAAGCAAAAACCCCGCCGCCGCCGACGAAGCUGCCACGUCCGGGAGCAACGAACAGAGCUCUUCCCUCAGCGACGCAGCCCGAGACGCCAUUGGCGCAGCCCGCGCGAACAAGGGACAACAGGCCAAGACCGAGAUCUCGCCCGCGGGCCAGAGGCCCGGCCAACAAUACGACGAUCCACCGGCCAAGUUCAACAAGGAGAAGUGCGAGGACUGUGCUUAA
Messenger RNA from Colletotrichum orchidophilum, 777 nucleotides. Its product is annotated as selT/selW/selH selenoprotein domain-containing protein. The coding region runs from base 1 to 777 and encodes 258 amino acids. Lineage: Eukaryota; Fungi; Ascomycota; Sordariomycetes; Glomerellales; Glomerellaceae. The record is from RefSeq and is a predicted model, not a curated record. The transcript is spliced from 2 exons.